This is a messenger RNA of Lotus japonicus, 786 nucleotides long. RefSeq lists its product as uncharacterized. The transcript has a single exon. The coding region runs from base 1 to 786 and encodes 261 amino acids. NCBI's taxonomy places the organism in Eukaryota, Viridiplantae, Streptophyta, Magnoliopsida, Fabales, Fabaceae. The record is from RefSeq and is a predicted model, not a curated record. Gene Ontology annotation, molecular function: zinc ion binding; nucleic acid binding.
AUGACCGUAGCUGAGUAUGCUUCUAAGUUAGAGUCGUUGGCGAAACAUUUCCGCUACUUUCGAGGACAGAUAGAUGAAGGCUAUAUGUGCGAGCGCUUCAUUGAUGGGCUGAGUUAUGAGCUACAGAGGGCGGUGCAACCGCUAGGGCUGAACCGCUACCAAGUGCUGGUGGAGAAGACCAAGGGAAUCGAGGCCAUUGAUAACGCAAGGGGAAAGUACCAAGGUCUGAACAAGUCUAACCAAGGAAGUGGUGGUCCGACAAGGACUAACCAAGGAAGAGAUGACAAGGGCAAGCACUAUCAGAAGAAGCUAUACCUCCGUUCCCAGGGUGAGGGAGCAGCUUCUGGGACUUUUUAUCCCUCGGGCGGGGAUGGAACUGGACCGAGACCUCUUUCGGUGAGCCGAGAGGAUGUGACUUGCUUUAGGUGCAACAAAAAGGGGCAUUUUGCUAAUCGCUGUACUGAAGGUCCUCUGUUGUGCUGGAACUGCAACAAGCCAGGUCACACUGCCGUAGAGUGCAGGAUUCCUAAAGUUGAGGUUGCUGUAAAUGUUGCUAGGGCAAGAAGGCCUACUGCUGGUGGAAGGGUCAACUUCAUUAGUGGAACUGAAGUUGAUAAAGACGAGGGUCUAAUCCGCGGUACCCGCGAGAUCCCGGGUAAUUCCCUUAUCGUACUAUUUAAUUGUGGUACUACACAUUCUGUUAUAGAUUUAGCUUGUGCGACGUGGUUAAAACUAGAUGUGACAGAAUUACCGUUCGACCUGAUAGUAUCUACUCUUGUUUCAUAA